This is a messenger RNA of Rhodotorula graminis WP1, 840 nucleotides long. RefSeq lists its product as uncharacterized. NCBI's taxonomy places the organism in Eukaryota, Fungi, Basidiomycota, Microbotryomycetes, Sporidiobolales, Sporidiobolaceae. The transcript has 3 exons. The record is from RefSeq and is a predicted model, not a curated record. Bases 1 to 840 code for a protein of 279 amino acids.
AUGAGCACACCUCAGCCUCAGCCCUGCGUCGUCCGUGGCGCGCAGACCAAGAACCGCUGCUCAGCGUGCGCUCGCGCCGGCGUCGACCUCUUCUUCUGCUCCACCGCGCACCAACAACUCGUCUGGAAGGUCCACCGCAUGGUCUGCGGGCCCGACAAGGCCAAGCCGCUCAUGCCGCCGCCGCUCGAGGAAGACGAGCUUCCCGCCAUCUUCGACGCGCUCCACCUCGAGAUCCCGUACGAGGAUUUUCAGCGGGACAUCACGAGCUUGACGCUGACGCAGGCGUCGCAAGCUGUCAGACGGGGCAAGAUCACGCUCGCACGCGGCAUGGCCGUCUUGUGGGGCGAGCCCGCCGACGACUUUCCCCUCUAUAUGGUCACGGGCCUCGUCGGGUCGCGAGGCAUCACCUGGCUGGCCGCACACCCGACCGUCGACGGGUGGCUCCUCGGCCUCCGGCCCUACACCUACAAGUACGCCCGCAUCCCGACCGACGUCAAGGCCGUCUACCACUUCCCUGCCCGCUACGUCGCCGCGGCCCUCGAGAUUGCGCUCGACCUAGCCGACGACGCCGAUUCGACGACCCUGCUGCGGCACCGCAGUCUGCUCCUCGCCGGCAUUCUGCAGAAAGUCCCUCCACCGCCGUCGGGCGUCAUCAUCUCGGCCGUGCAACAGUUCGUCGACUCGUGCCUCGUGUACGACUCGUUCGAGCAGGCCGUCGCCAAGUUUGGUGGCGUCCUCAACGUCGUCAAGCCAGUCCUCGCCAUCGAGCUCUCGCUCCAGCUCCACGGCGACGGGCGCAUCAGCCACUGCGUCGUCAUCCCGCCGACGUCGGCGACCUGA